This is a messenger RNA of Cylicocyclus nassatus, 1060 nucleotides long. The record is from the annotation of a GenBank genome assembly. Lineage: Eukaryota; Metazoa; Nematoda; Chromadorea; Rhabditida; Strongylidae.
AUGAACAGCGACUGGACCAAUAAGGAUGACAUGGCCCAAACCCGUGCUAGAUCGGAGACGUGGCAGCUUCGAGGCAUGACGGCUUCGACAGAGAGAUUCCAGAAAUCGGCCAUAGUUGAGUAUGACGACUAUCAAUCCACGCAGCCAGCGGUUCGAAAUAAUCGCCUUGGCGCUCAAUUCCGUUUCUUCUUGUUUUCCGUGCGGUUGUGGCUCUGCUGGCGCUCAGUUCAGUAUUGGCAGAUGGCUAGUGCUGGCGACGGGAUUCCAACCUUCAAACUUGUCUUAGUAGGCGAUGGUGGAACAGGAAAGACUACGUUUGUAAAACGCCAUCUAACUGGAGAAUUCGAGAAGAAAUAUGUUGCUACACUUGGAGUCGAAGUUCACCCUCUAAUUUUCCAUACUAACCGAGGGCAAAUCCGUUUCAAUGUGUGGGAUACUGCUGGACAAGAGAAGUUCGGUGGAUUGCGUGAUGGGUACUAUAUUCAAGGACAGUGUGCCAUCAUUAUGUUUGAUGUCACCGCCCGUGUCACCUAUAAGAAUGUACCUAACUGGCAUCGAGAUUUGGUUCGAGUCUGUGAAAAUAUACCUAUAGUCUUAUGCGGAAAUAAGGUUGAUGUGAAAGAUCGAAAAGUGAAGGCAAAGACAAUCACGUUCCAUCGCAAGAAGAAUCUGCAGUACUAUGAUAUUUCGGCUAAAUCUAACUACAACUUCGAAAAACCAUUCCUGUGGUUGGCUCGUAAACUUCUGGGUGAUCCUAAUCUCGAGUUUGUUGCCAUGCCAGCUCUUGCACCACCAGAGGUACAAAUGGAUCCAACUAUGGUUGCUCAGUACGAGGAAGACUUGAAAAACGCUGCAGAUGCCGAUUUGCCCGAUGAUGACGACGAUCUCUAGGCCACACGUGUGUAGAAUUUGCUCUAAUCGAUAUUCGAUUCUUUCGAUUGUUCGGGCCCUCGAACCGGUGGCCACGUCAAUGUUCACUAUUUUGUUGAGAUCGCAGUUUGUUACAUUGUUCUUCUAUUCCCACGUGUAUUUCUUUAUUCAUUUUGUGCAACUUCUGAAA